GCCAGCAGACGAUAUCAACGGCAUUCGUGGAGCGAGCUCCGAGUGGGCAGCAGCGAGCAGUGGGCAAAAUGGUGGCAGACGAGAAGUUAUUUUUCUCGAAAGCCGUUCAACAUUUGGCUAGAUGUUUAGCAGCGAUCAAGCCUACGCCAUGGGAAAAGGUAAUACAGUUGUUCAAACUAUGCCCGCAAGAAUCUGCUCAAGGUAUAUAUCGGUUGGACCAAAGAGGUCAGGACGCGACCAUCGCUUUGGGAAUAUAUUUUCUGGAAUCCGGUCUGCAACACAGGGAUCGAAUAUUGCCUUAUCUUUUGCGACUACUACGUGGUCUUCCCAAAGCUGUUUGGUUGGAUGAAAUCAGAUGCUCCCCUACGGAACGUAUUCCUGUUGCGGAAAGGUUCAGUUUCUGUUUGAACACAUUGCUCAGCGAUGUCGCGGUCAGAUGCGAACCUGUACGCGAAGAGAUCAUUUCUACCCAGGUAGAAAUAUUAACGGUUCUGACAAAUCUUAUAAGAGGAUACAAAGAUCAAAAUGGCAACAGAGGAAUGCAAGCAAAGCUGUCGUUAUGCAAAUCCAUAGUUCCAGUCUUGAUCGGUUUAGCCCGAUCGAUGGGUCGUUUCGCGUGUACAGAUCCGCCUCUCCUUUGUCGCAUUUUCCCAAAACCAGAACCACCCCUCUCUGUAGCAAACACAGAAACACAUUUAACAUCGGAAAAGAAACAACAUAGCUUUCCCAAUUUCCGACCGAUUAUCCCACGUUCUUUAAGUGGCAACUUGAAUCCUCAUCCGGCCAUUGAUAACACUCCUAGCCUUCUAACUGGGGACUACGAUUUCCCUUGCGCUAAACGACCGUCGUUGCAUUCGUACUCGUCGGUGCCCUACGACCCAGCUACGUACUUCUUCAGCAGAUACGGAUCGAGCUUCAAUCAGUUCCCUCAAAUGCGAUGCAACGAAAGCCCCGAGAGGAGAGCCGGGAUGCAAUUUAGCGUGGUUCAUUUGCAAAGCGUGCUAGCCUUGGCAAAAAAAUUACUCACCAAAGAGAUUCUAACGUUUCUCGACGAAGAGGCCAAUCAAAUUUAUAAUUUAGAUCAGGUGCAAAUAUUUCCUUACCGGACGUUCAACGAAACAAUGAAUCUAGUAAUGGUUGCUCUUUUGCGGGAAUUGUUGCAAAAUCAACGCGACCUGCCUGCUCCUUUCACAAGAGAUGUGCAGGAGUUUGUGAAAGGACUCUUUUUAUCAGGCCAAACGGAAUUACAAUCACGCCAGCACGACGCCAGUGAGCGCGAAGACAUGGACACAAAUUUUCGAACUGUAAAUAGAUUUAAAGUAAACGUAAUGGCUAAUUCUGCGUGCGUUGACCUCCUUGUGUGGGCAAUCGGCGAUGAAACUGUGAGAGACCAGUAUGAUUUAUCCGCGCUAUUCGCAGAUAUCAGUUCGAUGCUGAUCGGCGAGGGUGCUGAUAGUUUGUGUGGCCGUCUGGUCGAAAAGAUUAACUCCAAUCAUGGACCAAAAUUGGUGCUGGCUCAUAUGCCUCUACUGAUGGUGUGCUUGGAAGGGUUGGGAAAGUUAGCGCAGAAGUUUCCUAACAUAGCGAGUACGUCUAUAUAUUACCUUCGAGACUUUCUCGUCGUUCCAUCGCCUAUACUUCUUAAACUCCAUCGUCAGCAACAUGGGAAAGGAAAAGAAAUGCAAAAUAUGAAAGAAACAACAUCGUCCGCGCAAAUGGCCUUUGAAAAGCUCCGCGAUGCGGCCAUCGGUAACCUUUGCAUCGCUUUGGAAGCUGCUCACUCUGUGAAUGCAGAUUGCGUACCAGCAUUGGUCGCCAGUGUUUCGAACAGAUUGUUCGCUGCUGAUAUAUCCGAUGGCGAUUCAGAUGAGAAGACGAAUAGCGAAUUAAUUUCCAAAAACAUAGUAAUCAUGUUGGGACAUGUCGCCGUUGCGCUGAAAGACACUCCGAGGACCAUGCGCACGAUAUUCUCAUUUUUCCAGCAAAUAUUCUGCCGUGCACCGAGCGAUCUUGAUUUUCUGAUCGUGGAUCAAUUAGGCUGUAUGAUAAUUGCGAAAUGCGAGCCAAAGAUUUACGGAGACAUAAUGGAGAUGUUCUCCAUGUCGUUGGGCUCGAGCACUGCGACUUAUGCCGCGAACGACGACCGCAAACAGUAUUGUCACGUGGCUAAUGCAGUCACAAACGCUCUUGCGAAUAUUGCAGCGAAUCUACAGGGUGCGUCGGAAUUGGACGAUCUGCUGCUUCAUUUGCUUGAACUUUUCGUUCAGCUUGGAUUGGAGGGUAAACGUGCCAGUGACAAGGUGUCGAACAAUGUUACUGCAACGAAGGCGGCGAGUAGCGCAGGAAAUUUGGGUGUGCUAAUUCCCGUGAUCGCUAUAUUAGUACGACGACUUUCGCCGAUUAGACAUCCAGAGAAGAGAUUGUUGAAACUUUUUAAGGACUUCUGGCUGUAUUGCGUUGUGAUGGAUUUCGCUAGUGAUCAAGCAGCAAGAUUGUGGCCCCCGGAGUGGCACGAGGGCGUGAAGGAAAUCGCUGUGAAAUCGCCUUAUCUUAUUUCACAAACCAGCGCUCGAUUCGAAAUGAGGGAAUUGCAGUAUACUUCGGCUGUACGGAACGACAGCGUCUCGUUGAACGAGUUGCAGGAACUGAGGAAUCAAAUAUUAAAAUUGAGUACUCGGAACAACGACAUAUCGCAAUACGUAACGAAAUUGCAGUUCGCUCAGUGCACAUAUUUAUUAUCCGUGUAUUGGUUAGAAACGUUAAGAGUGGAAAACAGCCCCGAGCCAAGUUUGCAGCCGAUCAUGGAGUAUCUAUGCGAUACUUAUUUGCAAAAGGAAAAGAGUGGUAUGUGGCAGUGCGUGUGUUGCGUCGCCGAUUUCGUCUUUGUUAAAUUUAAGGACGCUAUGCAGCGUAAACCAAAGGACGAGAAGCGAGAGAUGCAACUCGAGAAUCAUGCACAAUUUCUACUCGUGCAUUUCAAUCACGUGCACAAGCAAAUUAGACGGAUAGCUGAUAAAUAUCUCAGCGCUUUGGUGGAUGCAUUCCCGCAUCUUUUGUGGAAUUGCAAGGUGCUAUGGAGCAUGCUGGACAUAUUACAGAUUUUAUCCUUCUCGUUACAAAUUGAUCCAAACGAAGAAACGCCAAUUCUGCGAAUACCAAGUACACCGUACAGCAUCGAACUCAUGGAUACAUCGGAAGCGAGAGAGAUCAUCGUGAAAGAUUUCACCGCGAGGUGCAAAGGCAUAGUGCAGGAAGCCAUGAAGUGGGCGCCGCAGGCCACCAGAUCGCACUUACAAGAAUAUGUGAAUCAGAUACCGUCGUCCGGAUUGAAACAUCAUUCUGGUUUGUGUUUGUCUACAGACUCGGUCCUCGAAUUUGUGGACCUUGCUGUUCCAAUGUCCGCCUUGCCAAACACUAAUUCGUUAGAUAAACGGCCACGAUGUCCGAAAGGCGCGAGCUCGUGGCUUUUGUCGAUGAUGUCGACGCGAUCGCGGUACGCCGGAGAAAUAGCCGGAAUACUUUACUUAGCGCAAACGGAAUCUUCCACCACGGAGAUACCUUUGGAAGAAAACAGAAACAAAGUUAUCGACCUGUUGAUCGAAGCCGUUUGGAUGAGCUGUCGCACUCGCAACGAUCUCAAACAUCGUAGCUCUCUUUGGCGUGCCACAGCACUCUUGAUCUCCAUGCCUGGAAUACACAGACGAUUGCUGCAUACGGUAGCAUCCUCGCAGAUAGAAUUAUUCACUGCCGCAUCCAUGACCACAGCGGUCGAAUGUUGGCAAUGGAUACUCACGGUCAGGCCUGAUCUCAAGCUACGCUUCUUACAAGAAAUGCUUGUCGCGUGGCAGUACACCGUUGAUAAGAGGAUGGGUCUGUUCGCCCCAAAUGAAGAGGAAGUCAGCCCGCUGGCAGUGUACGAAGGAUGCAAAUUAGGCCCGAAUCCCCCUCUGGUGAAGCCUCACGAAAUUUGGGUCGGCUUUAUCGUGGAAUUAAUCGAAACUGCCAAGUAUUGCUGUCAGGAGACAGUCGACAUGAUCGCCACCCUGCUGCACAGGACGCUGCCAAUGACCGUUGGUGGUUCCGGCGAGGAACCUGGAAUGAGUCGACACGUUGCUGCGGUGGGGGUGCGCUUUAAACUGCUCUCUUGCGGAUUGUUUCUCCUUCAAGGAGAUACUUUGCCAAGGACGUUGAGCAAAAAUGUAUUACGCGAACGCGUUUAUUGUAACUGUUUGGAUUACUUCUGUCGGGAUCGUCAAGUGCCAACGCAAGAACUCGAUCAACUGCGCGAGGAUUUGGUCACGCUCAUACGCUUCUGGCAGGUUAUGCACAGCGAUAAAAAAUAUCUGGUGAUGACUGGUAACGAUGGUGAAUUUGAGAUGCUAACGACCCAGUCCUACGCGACGAGUGGUUUUGGGCAUAGUGAGACAAUCGGCUCGCUGAACACAGCUCUGGGUACAACGAACACCGAGUUUUCGAAAACCCCGUCGAGCGUAUGGAUUAAUACUGUCCCAAUGUCCACCAGUAGCAACACUCUGAGUAAACGUAGCAAUCGUAGCAAGCGCGUCAUGAACGCUAAUGUUUUCGUAAAAGAUUACAUAAAGAAGCGAAACUUGAUUCUGGAAUUAUUGGCAGUGGAAAUAGAAAUGUUGCUGGUCUGGAGGAAUCCCGGUGGAAGACAGGAACUUGCGCUUGCAGGUGAAUCGAGUAUCGCGGAAUGGCGUGCCAAGGGCAUGAACGACAAGUGGCGCGAAUACACGCGUCUCGCGUGGCAAAUCAGUCCUGUUCUCGCUACAUUUUUGCCUGCUCGACUGAAGAAUUCCGAAAUUAUUAUCAAAGAAGUGUGCGUACUGGUACGUCUCAAACCCGUGCCAGUCAUGCACGUGCCAGAAGCUCUGCAAUACCUGGUUACAACGGAUACGUUACUGAACGACGUACCUGAGUUGGUGUACAUGUUGACAUGGGAAAGAGUGUCACCUAUUCAAGCACUGGCGUACUUUUCCCGUCAGUUUCCUCAUCAUCCGAUCUCUGCGCAGUACGCGGUAGAGGUGCUGAGCAGUUACCCAGCGGAUGCUGUGCUUUUCUAUAUACCUCAACUCGUGCAAGCAGUGCGUCACGAUACCAUGGGUUAUGUUAUAGAAUUUAUCAAGAAAAUUUCGAAACGUUCGCAGGUAGUGGCGCAUCAAUUAAUUUGGAACAUGCAUACAAACAUGUACAUGGACGAAGAUAGACAAAUAAAGGAUCCCGUUCUCUUCGAUAUACUUGACUCGCUGGUGAAGAGUAUCCUGGGAUCGUUGUCUGGUCCAGCGAAACAGUUCUACGAAAGGGAAUUCGAAUUCUUUGAAAAAAUUACAAAUAUUUCUGGUGAGAUAAGGCCAUACCCCAAAGGUCCUGAACGCAAAAAGGCGUGCUUGAAGGCUUUGGCUCAGAUAAAAGUACAACCUGGUUGCUAUUUACCGUCUAACCCUGAAGCCAUGGUUCUUGAUAUCGAUUAUAAAAGCGGAACUCCUAUGCAGAGUGCCGCGAAAGCACCGUUUUUGGCGCGUUUCAAAGUACAAAAAUAUGGUAUUAACGAAUUAGAAAAUAUCGCGUUGGCUGUAUCAGCUAAUGGGAAAGUGGAAAUUAAAAGAGACCCGACGAAAGAAACGUGGCAGGCUGCCAUCUUCAAAGUCGGCGACGACGUUAGACAAGAUAUGCUAGCUCUGCAAGUGAUCAGUAUUUUCAAAAAUAUAUUCCAGAAAGUUGGAUUGAAUCUAUUUUUAUUCCCGUACAGAGUAGUAGCUACAGCGCCUGGAUGUGGCGUUAUAGAAUGCGUACCAAACGCGACGUCUCGCGAUCAACUUGGUCGAACAACCGACAUCGACAUGUAUCAAUAUUUCAUCACUCGUUACGGCGACGAAACGACAAAAGAAUUCCAAAACGUUCGUCGAAAUUUCGUGAGAUCAAUGGCCGCUUACAGCGUCAUCACGUAUCUCUUGCAAAUAAAGGAUCGCCACAACGGCAACAUUAUGCUGGACACCGAAGGUCAUAUCAUACAUAUCGAUUUUGGGUUCAUGUUCGAGAGUUCACCAGGUGGUAACCUAGGAUUUGAGCCUGAUAUUAAACUGACUGAUGAAAUGGUGCUCGUAAUGGGAGGUAAAAUGGAGGCGGCGCCCUUCCGUUGGUUCAUGGAAUUGUGCGUACAAGCUUUCCUCGCGGUGAGGCCUUAUCAAGAGGCAAUCAUUUCUCUGGUUUCUCUGAUGCUCGAUACCGGGUUACCCUGUUUCCGUGGACAGACGAUCAAGCUUCUACGCGGUAGAUUCGUACCGACAGCUACCGAUCGCGAAGCAGCGGCCUUUAUGCUCAAUGUAAUACGCAACAGCUACCUCAACUUCCGUACGAAAACUUACGACAUGAUACAGUAUUAUCAGAAUCAAAUUCCUUAUUAAAUUAUUACGUUUGAGAGAGACUUCCGUAUUAUGAUUGUUAGUCCAGAACGGAGAAAUUCAUUUCUUUCCGUGAAGAUUGUUGAACAGGUACACGGUGUACUGUAUUGUUAGAUAUGGCAGUAUCUAAUCUGCCGAAUGUACAAACCUCUCACCGUCAAUGUUAUACGUAGACUCACAGAAAUUUUAUGAAAGCGUCGUGCUCUGUAUGUAUGUAAUAAUGUAUUAUAAACUCAAGAAUUAUUCUAUAUGCCUGCCGUUCGCAGGAGACGUGUAUAUGAAAACAUUCCUCUGUUUAUUAUUUAUGUACUGUUAUCGAUUAAACAUUAAAUGGGAAAAUUACUUUAAAAAAAAAA
Messenger RNA from Hylaeus volcanicus, 6778 nucleotides. RefSeq names its product phosphatidylinositol 4-kinase alpha (gene Pi4KIIIalpha). Bases 69 to 6425 code for a protein of 2118 amino acids. Gene Ontology annotation, cellular component: cytoplasm; plasma membrane. Lineage: Eukaryota; Metazoa; Arthropoda; Insecta; Hymenoptera; Colletidae. Gene Ontology annotation, molecular function: 1-phosphatidylinositol 4-kinase activity. The record is from RefSeq and is a predicted model, not a curated record. Gene Ontology annotation, biological process: phosphatidylinositol phosphate biosynthetic process; phosphatidylinositol-mediated signaling. The transcript is spliced from 23 exons.